Molecule: messenger RNA, 8507 nt
Organism: Drosophila hydei
Lineage: Eukaryota; Metazoa; Arthropoda; Insecta; Diptera; Drosophilidae
Gene: RhoGEF2
Exons: 25
Coding region: 395-8161 (2588 amino acids)
Biological process (GO): G protein-coupled receptor signaling pathway
Cellular component (GO): cytoplasm
Molecular function (GO): guanyl-nucleotide exchange factor activity; G protein-coupled receptor binding
Source: RefSeq, a predicted model, not a curated record
AAUUUAGCAUUUAUUGCGUAUAGUUUGUGUGACAAAAGGAAAGACGAUUUUCAGCAAUUUUUUUAAUCCAAUAAUUAAAAAGUAAUGUUUUGAAUAUAUUAUGUAUAUAAAUUUGUGAAUUUAUUAGAAUACAUAUUCUAAAUCCGGCUACUUCCUCAGACGUUAAAAAAGAUGCGCAAUGCGCUAGGUAGUGUAAAAAAGGCAACAGACGUAUGCGAGUAUGAGCUCAGUGCCUUUUAUGAUUCACAGAAACUUUUGAUGUUACUGUUGGCAAUUGGAUGAUAAACAAUAAAAUAUUUAUACGAAUACGGGCUCUUUCCGUUUUAACAAGAAUAUAUCACGAUACGCUGCAAUAUUAGGAAAUUUGAAUUUGAAGGUCAUUACGAGACUCUCUAUGGAUGACCCAUCAAUCAAAAAGAGAUUGAUUGAUUUUGGCACCGACGACCAUGAUUACGAUGAGGUCCAAGAUCUACCAGAAGAAUCGAACAAUCAACUGCAACAGCCAACAUCGCAGUCACAUAGUAGCAAUAUUUGUGACAACUCUGUCACAGCAUCAACCACUAUUGCUGGUGUUGGCGGCACAACUGAGGAUUCGCCACCAGAACUUCCUCCACCAAAGCAGAAAUCUGUAAAAAAUUCGAAGAACAAACAGAAACAGAAAUCUGCCAAUAAAUCCAAAAUACCGCGAUCUCCGUCUCUUGCGAGUAGCUUCAGCAACUUAGCAAGUAGUAUUAGUGGUAUUAAUAACAGCAACGUUCCACCACAGACACCUCCAUUACCGACCAGUUAUCAACAGACGAAUAAAAAUAAGACGAAACUUAUGAAUGGUGCGGAAAACAAUGGUGGUGUCGGAGCGACGUCUGUGACUGGCCUUGUGGCUCCGGAUCCAUCUAAUAUUCUUGACUGCAACAGAUCCUCUAACAGUGACAGCAAUCUAAUGGAGAGUGGUGUCCUUACAACUGAUGGCAGUUGUGGCACUAAUUUGGUUAUGACUCAAGAUUACCCCUGUGCAUCUGGCUCGCGUUCCCAGAUACAAUUAAAUCCAAUCGCUCAAGUGCAGAAGCCGCCUACUCCAAACCCAGCAUCACCAAAAAAUUUUCAGUAUUUAACUUUAACUGUGCGAAAAGAUGACAAUGGCUAUGGCAUGAAAGUGUCCGGCGACAAUCCCGUUUUUGUGGAAAGCGUAAAGCCAGGUGGAGCCGCUCAAAUUGCUGGUUUAGUGGCCGGAGAUAUGAUUUUAAAGGUAAAUGGACAAGAAGUGCGGCAAGAGAAGCACCCAACUGUUGUUAGCUAUAUCAAAGCUUCUACAAUUGUUGAACUGGCUGUAAAACGCAGCCAAAAGUCGUCUAGGCCCAGCUCUGUGGGUGUUGUUCCAACUACACCAGUACUAUCAGGACGGGAUCGAACUGCUUCAAUUACUGGCCCUCAGCCUGUUGACAGCAUAAAACGACGGGAAAUGGAGUCAUAUAAAAUUCAAACUUUGCAAAAGAUGUUAGAACAGGAAAAACUAAAUUUGGAGCGUCUUAAAGGUGAUACAAAUAAUGCCAGUUAUAAACUAUCGGAAGCAAAUAUUCGAAAGCUGCGCGAACAAUUGCGGCAAGUAGGAGCUGAGGAUACGCCAACAAUUAAGUGUCAAGCCGCAGCAGGCGAGAAAAAUACUGAUUUACUAAUGCACAAUGCAAUUCAAUAUUUGUCUGUCGCCACUCCUCAUCACAAUCAGCAACACCAUCUUCACAACAACAAUCAUCACCAGCAACAGGUUAGCACACAACAGUCGCAACACACUUCACCCGCAUUCCUAUCGCUACUGCCUCGUUCACUUUCGUCCCUUUCGUUGGGCACGCGAAAGAAUAAAAUUGACAAAGAUCUGCUAACCUCGACACUAAACAAUACAACGGACGUAUUACCCCAGCCACGAGUUCAAGAUGCUUUUAAUCCAAUGUCACAGUCACUUUAUCAUCAAAUCAAUGCAAAUAUGCCAAGUCCUCAACAUAAUACUCAGCGAAGUUUGCAGCAACAAUUUGUUUAUCAGCAACAGCAACGAUUUAAAGAAACUUUGAAAUCAACUUCGGGAUCAAAAGCUAAAAAUGUUUUUACAAUGUCUAAGAGUUUGAUUGAGGAAGACAUACCACCGCCUCUACCGCAAAGAAAUCCAACAAGGCAACUUAUGUUGGAUUCGUGUCAUCCAAAUACUAUCCACCAGUUUUCUCCGAUUUCUGAUUUGGAUCGGGCUGGCAGUCCACAACGCAGUUCACCGAAGUUGAAGUCAAAUAAUAACGAUGGCACUGGUCUUGUUUUUAAUAACAAUAACAAUAGUACCAAGGGAAAGCGAUCUAAAAUUAAGGCUAAAGCUUUAUCGGAUCCAAAAAUGACAACGCAAAUGUUUUUACAAAUGGAAACUACUAGUAGGUCGAUGGCAACAGAAGAUGUGGGUAAUAGUGAAAAUAUUGAAGUAGACUCUUGUCCGCCUCCACUGCCUCCACGGCAGCCGGGAAUGCUGUCGGAAGAGAUAAGUCGUGGCAGCUGUCAGAACCUUAAUAGUGGACGUGCACAACCAAAUUCUCUAAGUACUGGUUACAAUUACCCACUAGUUGCCACAUGCACUGCAGUUCAAAGCGACAAUAUAAAGGCUGCUUUUCCACUUUCACAACGUCCGAACAUUGUUAAGAAAUUGCAACAAAACCAGCAGCAUCCCCUCGGCGGUGUGUCAACUGCAGCCUUAGGUCAAACACCACCACUUAAUCAAAUGAAACAUCGGCGCGUUGGAUCUUCACCGGAUAAUAUACAUCCAAGACACCCAGAUCGAUUAGUAAAAACCAUUUCUGGCUCUUGGGAAAUUGUGGAAAAAGAUACGGAGAUAACACCACCAGGUACUCCACCACCACCGUACUUAACCAGCGCGCACAUGUCCGUACCUGAAGAUCCCAAUGAAAACUGUAGUGUCGGAGCGGGAAUAUGUAUAGAAUCGCAUCACUUUACUCCUAUGGCAGGCGCAAUUUCACCUUCGCAGCAGGCUCUUCAUUCCAGCCGUAUACACGCAGCGCAAUCCACUGACACUCAAAAGAAAAUUAUUUCAAUGGAAGACGAAAAUUCCUCCGAUCAGGAAGAACCAUUUAUUGAUGAGAAUGGACCAUUUAACAACUUAACACGUUUACUUGAGUCCGAAAAUGUUGUUUUUCUAGCUGUCUUCCUUAACUAUGUUUUAUCAAACUCAGAGCCAGCGCCACUUCUCUUUUACCUAAUAACUGAACUUUACAAGGAGGGUACUUCCAAAGAUAUGCGGAAGUGGGCCUAUGAAAUACAUUCAACAUUUCUUGUACCGCGUGCUCCGCUUUCUUGGUAUAGGCAAGACGAAUCCUUAGCGAGAGAAGUGGACAAUGUGUUACAGUUAGAAUUUGACAAAGUGGAAAUAUUGAGUACUGUGUUUUUACGCAGUCGCAAACGCGCUAAGGACCUAAUCAGCGAACAGUUGCGAGAAUUUCAGCAAAAGCGUACUGCUGGACUGGGGACCAUAUAUGGACCUACCGAUGACAAGCUCGCUGAAGCAAAGGGUGACAAACAGAAAGAACAAAUUAUUGAUAAAUAUCUUAUGCCUAACCUGCAAAUUUUAAUUGAGGAAUUUGAAAAGGAAUUACCUCAAGAAGAUGCACGAAAACUAGCCUUGUGCUCUGCUCUUUCCACAGUUAUACAUCGCAUAUUUACAACGCGUUCGCAUCCAAACACUAUAGUGGACCGCGUUCAUCAUUUUGUUAGUCGUGAGAAAAGUUUUAAAUCACGAAUAAUGGGUAAAAAUCGAAAGAUGAUAGCACGGGGUCACCCAUUAGUAUUACGACAAUACUACGAAGUGACACAUUGUAAUCAUUGCCAAACGAUUAUAUGGGGUGUCAGUCCACAAGGUUAUCAUUGCACAGAUUGUAAAUUGAAUAUUCACCGUCAAUGCUCGAAGGUUUUAGAAGAAAGCUGUCCGGGGCCUCUUCCUCAAGCAAAACGACACCCGCAUAACGAUAAUAAAAUUAGUAAAUUUAUGGGCAAAAUAAGACCUCGGACGAGCGAUUUUAUAGCAAAUGAAAAGCGCGCUCGGCAGGAUGACACAGACAUGGAUGUAGACGCAAACAACGAUCGCGUUCACUCAACAUCAAUAGUACGUCAACCAUCAGACCGCAGGCUUGAUGGUAACGUAUCCUUGCGAUCGAAUGGGAAUACAUCUAUUAGCACAUCCGUGCUUAAUAGUAGCGAUUUGCAGAAUUCAUUUCACGCUGCUGGCAAUGCCAACGAAAGUGCAACAAGUAGUGGCGGCUUUAUAGGUAUCUCAGAACUUACUACAUGUUCGGGAUCCACGACUUUAUCUAGCUGCUUAGCUGGCGGGGUCGGUAUGACUUCUCUAAAUGAUUUGAAUACAACAGAUUCGGCAGAUAGUAAAGAUAUGCGGAGGGAAAAUUAUUACCAACAACAGAAAAGUGCACAAGUAUCAGUAAACCGUUCAGAAUCUUACAAGGAACGAUUAUCGAAUAAACGCAUACGUAAUAGCCGCCGCAAAACUUCGGAUCCAAGUUUAUCAUCGCGUACGAAUGAUGAUCAAGCAGACCUGGGCCUGUCAACUGCAAACUAUACAGGAAGCUCAAGUUCUAGUCUGUCAUCCGGAGGUGGCUUUGAUAGUCCAAGUACAUCAAUGGAACAGGUUGCGAGUGGUGUUGCUGUAUUAGGCGCUGGGACAAACGUAAUAUCAAGUGUUGCUAAUUCUCAUCAGCAUCCACAUAAACUUGUGCAGCAACAAUCAAAUCAACACAGUCAGCAAGAUUCUUUUCAAGGCAGCAUAGGAAGUAGUAGUAGUGUCAGUAACACUAACUUUUGGAAUGUCGGACAACCUCUGCAACGUCAAUGGAAUUUUGAAAGCGAUGAUGAAGAUUUAAAUGAAGCCGACUGGAGCUCGAUAGUUGCAGUCGAGAUGCUUGCAGCGCUAACGGAUGCUGAAAAAAAACGGCAGGAAAUUAUAAAUGAAAUUUAUCAAACGGAACGUAAUCAUGUACGCACUCUCAGACUGUUGGAUCGUUUGUUUUUUUUGCCCCUUUUCGACAGUGGUUUGCUUUCUCAUGAUCAUUUACUGCUAUUAUUUCCACCCGCACUGCUCUCCUUACGUGAUAUUCAUGGUGCAUUCGAACAAAAGCUUAAACAACGACGCGUUGAACAUAAUCACGUUGUAAAACAUAUUGGUGAUUUGCUCUCGGAUAUGUUUGACGGUCAAUCUGGUGAAGUUCUGUGUGACCACGCUGCUCAGUUUUGCGCUCGUCAGCAAAUUGCACUUGAAGCAUUGAAAGAGAAGCGAAAUAAGGACGAGCAGUUGCAAAAAUUGUUAAAAAAAUCUGAGUCACAUAAGGCUUGUCGUCGACUAGAGCUUAAGGACCUAUUGCCCACGGUAUUACAACGACUGACCAAAUAUCCUCUACUCUUUGAGAAUCUUUAUAAGGUCACUAUUCGAGUACUACCAGAAAACACUACAGAAGCAGAUGCUAUACAACGUGCGGUGGAGUCAUCAAAGAAUAUUCUUGUCGAAGUGAAUAAAGCUGUCAAGACAGCUGAAGAUGCUCACAAGCUACAAAACAUUCAACGCAAGUUAGACAAAUCAUCGUAUGACAAAGACGAGUUUAAGAAAUUAGAUUUAACACAACAUCGUCUUGUCCACGACGGAAAUUUAACAAUGAAAAAGAAUCCUAGUAUACAGCUUCAUGGAUUACUUUUUGAAAAUAUGAUAGUGUUGCUUACAAAGCAGGACGAUAAGUAUUUACUAAAGAAUCUUCAUACACCACUAGCAGUCAGCAACAAGCCUGUGAGCCCUAUUAUGAAUAUUGACUCGGAGACUUUAGUGCGUCAGGAAGCCGCAGACAAGAAUUCGUUUUUUUUAAUAAAGACAAAGACAUCACAAAUGUUAGAGCUUCGUGCUCCUAGCAGCUCUGAGUGUAAAACGUGGUUUAAACAUAUAUCUGAUGCCGCUGCACAUCAAUAUAAACCCCGAGCUAAAAAUGCUAACAGUCAAGAAACAUCUUGCGAUGAUCCUGUUAACCCCCCACAACAGAUACACACCAGGGAGUCAAUGGACCAAACGCCCGACCGUUCACAACCAACAAACGCAACGGCAAUUUCUUCUACUACGCCUCUGGCACCCCUGCUCCCCGUUACUACUAUAACACCAGCGCCCACUGCAAGUAAUAACUAUGACAGCAGUGUUCAAUUAAGUAAUUGUCGCCGCGAUAGUAUACCUACCGAGAGUGAAGGCUACUACAAUAUUAUGGCUAAGCGUCGUCUCAGCCAAAAUGAGACAACCACUCCAAUAAAUCGAACCAUGUCCACUCGUAGUUGCGGAGAGGCUAACAAUAACUAUCCUACGAAUAGUCCAGACAUUACUGGCGUAAAUUUACGUCACACUCAAUCAGCACGUGAGACCAAUAGUGAGGACCGCGGAAUGAUCUAUGGCUUAGUAGGGGGACCGUCCAAGCGAGACAGUGCGAGCAUUGUCUGCUCGAAUAAUUCUAAUAAUACACGCACAUUACUCAUGCAAUCACCCCUGGUUGAACCAACAGCAAUUCAAAUAAGCAUAAGUCCUGCUCUCACCGCCGAACCGGUGUUGACGCCAGGUGAGAGAUUACGUCGACUAGAUGCUUCCAUUCGAGAGGGGCUACUAGAAAAGCAGAGAAUUAUUUGUGAUAUUUUUCGAUUGCCAGUUGAACACUUUAAUGAAAUUGUUGAUAUUGCUAUGAUGCCAGAAGCACCCAAAGACAGCGCUGAUAUUGCGCUAGCUGCUUACGAUCAAGUCCAGAUGUUAACCAGAAUUUUAAAUGACUACAUGCAUGUGUCACCCGAAAUGGAAAUAUCAGCUGUAUCGACAGCUGUAUGUGACCAUUGCCAUGAAAGAGAAAAAAAUGUUGCAAAAGUAUCACCUCCACCGUUACCUAAAUCAAAAAAACAAAAUGCUCAACAGCAAACACCGCAGUUAAAUAGAACAGCAAAACACAAAACUCGUGUUGAAGAAGAGAUUGCUAUACAUGAAGAUGACGAUGGAUAUUGCGAAAUUGACGAAUUACGUUUGCCUGCAAUUAUCGCAAAAUCACCAGAUUUGUCAACCCCGUUAGCUCCAUUUAAUUUUGUAUCAGCCACGGAAGUUAACUUGACUUUACCUUCAUCAAGCAACAGUAAUUCUGAUCUACCCCAACGACAAAGCAACAUUACAUUAGAUGAGUCUUCUGAAGAAUCUACUGAUACGCAACAUUCAGUACAUAAGUCAGAAACAGUACCAAUACUUAAGCCUCAAAAAUUAAUGGCUGAAACUGAAAUCGAAAAAAUAGUUAUAACUGAACAUAGGGACACAAAUCCCAAAGAAAAAACCAAAAUAUCACAUCAGUCGAAACAACAGACUGAAGAGUCAGAUGCCGUUAAUACGCUGCAAAGCUUAGAAUCUGGAGACAAAAGUGACAACGUUGAAAUAAAUGACGUGUACGAUAAUUUGGCUGCAUCUAAUAAGGCUCAAACAAGAGAAGCAAUAAUUAAGAACUCGUCAACAAUAGCUGAGCCAAUGUGUCCUAAUGAAAAAGAAAAAGGAGGAAGCUUAUCGUCCGCCAUUGCAGUAGGAAACUUAUGUAGACUAAACCGCAUUCAGCACGCUAAUUCUUUAGAGCCAAGCGUUCCGUGUCAUUCUCUCAGCAGCAUCGUAAAUGUAUUGAAUGAGCAAAUUUCUUUACUAUUGCCUAAAAUAAAUGAACGUGAUAUUGAACGCGAGCGUUUGCGUAAAGAAAAUCAACACUUACGAGAACUUUUAAGUGCUAUGCAUGAACGUCAGCGAGUUGAUGUAGUAAAGGAAACUCCAACCGAUAUCCUGACCAUCCUGCAAGCCGCUGACGCAGAGUUUGAAGAUGAUAUUGACACAAUAUCUAACACAUCCCUAACACCGACACCAACACCGUUACCAUCCGCUUCGACCGAUGACAACAUGGAAUCACAAGAUCUUUCCACACUUAGAGUUUCAGAUAUUCUAGAGCCUGUAAGCAUUACACAAAAUGAUAGCUGUGAUCUACAAUCGCCAAGCAAUUCCAUCGAGCAACUAGAAAGUCCGUUACAUACAGCUAAAACUCCAACUGAGCAGCAAAAUGAAGAUAAAAACGAAUAUAACUAACGUUAUAGUACAUCACGUUAUCUGCCGUUGAGCAUUCCGCAUUCCGCAUCCUUUUUUACAGAGAUGAUGCGAUGGAGUUACGUUAAUAUAAUUGUUUCUUCAUACUCAUAAUUCAUACUACUAAUGCGUUGGUGUUCUUGAAUGCAUGCUAAACCCACAAAUCUAAAGGUUCAUAUCUAAUUGUUGCGCAACACAAAUGUCCAAUUGAAUUGGCAGUGAUUGUGUUAAUAUAACCUUAUUAAAACAUUUAACUACUUAUAGCUAUUUUUGCCUUACUAAGAUGUAACCUAUAGUGGCUUGAGGGUGAAAUAAGUUUUAUUUAAAAUACAUAUGUAAAUUCCACUUA